AUGGCUUCCUUGCAGGGCAAAGUCAUCGCUCUCACUGGCGGUGCCUCUGGCAUCGGCCUGGCUACCGCUAAAAUCCUCGCAUCGAGAGGUGCGAAAGUCUCAAUUGCCGACCUCCAUCCCAACCUCGAGGGCGCAGCGACCGAGAUCAAGGAUGCGACAGGAAGCGCAGACCUCAUGACCGUGAAGGUGGACGUGAGGAAUAUUGAAUCAGUCACGGCUUGGAUCGAACAAACGAAAUCUGAAUUUGGACAACUCGACGGGGCAGCAAAUCUUGCAGGAGUCUUCAAGGCAUUUGGAGAUCGUGGCAUCGAAUCGGAAGACGAGGAAAACUGGCAAUUCAUGAUCGAUGUCAAUCUAACUGGCGUUAUGCAUUGCAUGCGUGCACAAAUCCCACAUAUCAAAUCAGGUGGAAGUAUUGUCAAUGCCGCGAGCGUUCUGGCCAAUCGAGGCUGGAAGGGCGCAGCCGCAUACUCCGCCUCCAAGCAUGGAGUUGUUGGCUUGACGAAGUCUGCAGCGAAAGAGAUUGGCAAAAAGGGAAUCAGGGUUAAUUGCAUUGCUCCCGGUCACAUUAAUACUCCCAUGUUGAAGUCUGCGGUCACCGACCCCAAUCGACCAGCUGAGAAUAGCAGUGCUGAAUUUGUACCUUUGGGAAGAAUGGGCGAACCUGAAGAAGUUGCUGCUUUAGUUGCAUUUCUCUUGAGCGAUGAGGCAGCUUUCAUUACUGGCGCUUGCAUCAAUAUUGAUGGCGGAAUGACUGCUUGA
Coniosporium apollinis CBS 100218 is the source of this 762-nucleotide messenger RNA. RefSeq lists its product as uncharacterized. Gene Ontology annotation, molecular function: oxidoreductase activity. Lineage: Eukaryota; Fungi; Ascomycota; Dothideomycetes. The record is from RefSeq and is a predicted model, not a curated record. The transcript has 2 exons. Bases 1 to 762 code for a protein of 253 amino acids.